Molecule: messenger RNA, 1867 nt
Organism: Nicotiana tabacum (common tobacco)
Lineage: Eukaryota; Viridiplantae; Streptophyta; Magnoliopsida; Solanales; Solanaceae
Source: RefSeq, a predicted model, not a curated record
UCCUCUCUAACAGACGCGAAUGCCACCCAACUCAACAAAACUGCUCAACAGCUUAUAUCACAUUCACACACCCCCAACCCCACAAAACCACCCACCCUCUUUCUCCCCACCUCUGCUUCGCUCUUCUCUUCUCCAUUAACAAAUCUGUUCGGGGAGAAUAAGUUGCAGAGUAAAAAAAAUCUAGAGAUAGAGAAUAUUGCUCUUCCUGUUUUCUCUCUCUAUAUAUAGAUAUAUAGAUAUCAUCUUACCUAUAUAUACACAUAUUCACCUUCAGAUAUAGCUAUAUUUUUGCACCUAUAAAUACACACACAAAUAUACAUACACUCCCUUGGUACAGAGGUUUUGCGUGAUAACAGAUCUCGAGAUUCGAACGGAGGAAUUGCGCAUUUUCUAUUCGAGAAACUGUAAAAGAAAUUCAACUUCGUUAUUGCAAUUUUUUUGCUUAGUACAUAUCGGCUCAGUUCUGUUACUUUGAACUGUUAGCAUUUCCAUUGACGGAGGUCUGCUGCUAUCGGAGGAGUUGAAUGUGAUGCAAAUAUUGUAGAGAAGAGUUUUUUAGUUUCGGUAUUAUGGAGGAUAGAGGAGGAUCGUUCGUGGCGGUGAGGAGGAUAUCUCAAGGACUUGAAAGAGGCAAUACUUGCCAUUCAACUUCUGGAGUAAAUUUAUACUAUUGAAGUUUUGGAUCUGUGAAUUGAAAAGUGAGUUGCAUUCAUGCCUACUUGCAUUGAUAUUUGUGCGGAGGUUGUGGCAGGAUCAGCAGCGUGGCUUGGCAGAGGCCUUUCAUGUGUUUGUGCUCAAAGGAGGGAGAGUGAUGCUCGUCCGUCGUUUGAUUUAACUCCAGCCCAGGAGGAAUGUCUGCUAAGGCUACAAAGCCGUAUAGAUGUUGCAUAUGAUAGUUCAAUCCCUGAACACCAGGAAGCUUUAAAAGCUUUAUGGAAAGCUGCCUUUCCUGAGGAAGAACUUCGUGGUUUAAUAUCUGAACAGUGGAAAGAAAUGGGCUGGCAAGGAAAAGAUCCUUCUACUGACUUUAGGGGUGGUGGAUUUAUAUCGCUGGAGAAUCUGUUAUACUUUGCAAGGAACUUCCCGAAAUCUUUCCAGGAUCUUCUCCGAAAGCAGGAAGGUGAUAGAGCAAUUUGGGAAUACCCAUUCGCUGUUGCUGGUGUCAACAUCACAUUUAUGCUUAUCCAGAUGCUCGAUCUGGAAGCUUUAAAACCCAGAAAUCUGGUGGGAGCUACUUUCUUGAAGUUUCUUGCAGAAAAUGAGUCAGCUUUUGAUCUUCUAUAUUGCAUCACGUUUAAGUUGAUGGAUCAUCAGUGGCUUGCCAUGCGAGCAUCAUAUAUGGACUUCAAUACGGUCAUGAAGGCUACUCGUCGUCAACUAGAAGAGGAGCUUCUGCAAGAAGACAUAACACGGCUGGAAGAUUUACCCUCAUACAGCCUUCUUAGUCGAUAGUGUUUGUAGUCGUGACAUUUAAGAAAAUGAAAUGGCUUUUGUAUGCAAGUUUUGAGGCAUCUAUUGGUUUUGUUCUUACAUUAGUAGCUUUCGGUGGUGGGUGUUACUUUGUAGAAGUCAGCGGGGAGGAAAUAUGGGGAUUUUACAGUGCCUGAACUUGGUAAUGUAAGAGCAAGUACAACGUACCCUUGUGUCUUGAAUUUGGUAAGGGGCAAUACUGCUGAGUAGUCUCAAUACUGGUGGUAGGAAAUCGAAGAGUUGUCCUUCGACUACCUUUUUUGUUUAAGCAAAUCGAAGGUGGUACCCGUCGAUCAGCUCUGACAGAGACUUUAGACCAAGACGUACCUGUGUAAACUAACUGAUCGGUGGAUAUUGGCAUAUCUUAAGCUUUAACGUGUGGCCUAUGUUCAUCUUA